This is a messenger RNA of Alosa alosa (allis shad), 4221 nucleotides long. It is a transcript of the gene tlk1b, whose product is annotated as tousled-like kinase 1b. The record is from RefSeq and is a predicted model, not a curated record. The coding region runs from base 277 to 2601 and encodes 774 amino acids. Gene Ontology annotation, biological process: peptidyl-serine phosphorylation; chromosome segregation; intracellular signal transduction. Gene Ontology annotation, molecular function: protein serine/threonine kinase activity; ATP binding. NCBI's taxonomy places the organism in Eukaryota, Metazoa, Chordata, Actinopteri, Clupeiformes, Clupeidae. The transcript is spliced from 22 exons. Gene Ontology annotation, cellular component: nucleus.
GGUGCGCGGACCUCGCGAUAGUGUUUGCAGCAGCAAUGCGAGCAGUGACGCCAGUUGUAAAGGUUACUUCAUACACGCUUAUGGGCCACUUGAAGACGCACUGCAGAGGUAGGGAGAGAUCAUGAUAAACAUGUAAAAAUUUAAAUAAAUACAGAAAGAAAGGAAAAGUCAGAGUUAGACUGUGUGGUUGGACGAUGACAGAGCUGGGGAUUUUAAUGCAAUUCCGUGUCGUCGUCGCCUGUGUGAGCCUUCUUUCCCGAUGUGGAAAGUGGCUUGAUGAGUGUCCAAAGUAGCAGCGGCAGCAGUGGAAGUUUGGAGGGACCGCCAUCUUGGUCCCAGUUCUCAUCUCAAGCACCGGGCUUGGUUUCUCAACAAAAUAUCUCUGCACCGGUGAAGGCCAGAGAAGGUGGGAUGGAGGAGCUGCAGUCUCUGGACCCGCGGAGGCAGGAACUGCUGGAGGCGCGCUUCAUGGGAGCGGCAGGAGGAGGCAGCACAGGGGGCAGCACAGGCAGUGCCAGCGGGGGCGCAAAAGGCUUGACUAACAAUGAAUGCUCCAAUCACAGCUUUGGCAGUUUGGGCUCAUCCAGCGACAAAGAGUCAGAGAACUCUGACAUGAAGCGGGGCGGCUCACCCGCAUAUUCGACUCCCGAAAAGAAGCACUCGGAAUCCUCCAGAGGCCGGAAGAGGAAAGCUGCCGACAACCAAUCAGAGAGCAACCAAGGGAAGUCGUCUGCAAGAGGAGGGCCGAAAAUCAGCGACUAUUUUGAUUUUCAGGGGGGAAAUGGCUCUAGUCCGGUGAGAGGUCUUCCCCCAGUACUCCGCUCCCCUCUGAACUCACAUUCCCACUCAGCACCUGGCUCCAUUAUCAGACAGAAUAGCUCCUCCCCAACCAGCCUUUGCUCUGCGGACCACAUGAUGCACCCUAAACAGCUCAGCAGCAGGAGCAUGCAGACUGACCUGACUCUGCUGAAGCUGGCAGCUCUUGAGAGCAACAAGAAUCAGGACCUGGAGAAGAAGGAGGGGAGGAUAGACGAUCUGCUCAGGGCAAACUGUGACCUCAGGAGACAGAUAGACGAGCAGCAGAAGCUCCUGGAAAAGUACAAGGAGCGCCUGAACAAGUGCAUCACCAUGAGCAAGAAACUGCUCAUCGAGAAGAGCACACAGGAGAAGCAGUCGUGUCGGGAGAAGAGCAUGCAGGACCGACUGCGUCUGGGCCACUUCACCACCGUCAGACACGGAGCCUCCUACACAGAGCAGUGGACUGACGGCUACGCCUUCCAGAACCUCGUCAAGCAGCAGGAGUGGGUGAACCAGCAGAGGGAGGACAUUGAGAGGCAGAGGAAGCUGCUGGCCAAGCGCAAGCCUCCCAGCUCCAACCCCUCCCAGAGCCCCUCCCCCAACAGCGAGGCCAAGCAGAGGAAAACCAAAGCAGUCAACGGAGCCGACAACGACCCCUUCCUCAAACCCAGCCUGCCCACGCUGCUGACUCUAGCAGAAUAUCAUGAGCAAGAGGAGAUCUUCAAACUGAGGCUCGGCCAUCUCAAGAAGGAGGAGGCUGAGAUCCAGGUGGAACUUGAACGACUGGAGCGUGUGCGGAACCUCCACAUUCGAGAGCUGAAGAGGAUCAACAAUGAAGACAGCUCUCAGUUCAAAGACCAUCCCACUCUGAAUGAGCGCUACCUGCUGCUGCACUUGCUAGGCCGAGGAGGCUUCAGUGAAGUUUACAAGGCGUUUGACUUGUUUGAGCAGCGCUACGCUGCAGUCAAAAUCCACCAGCUCAACAAGAACUGGAGGGAGGAGAAAAAGGAGAACUACCACAAACAUGCCUGUCGAGAAUACAGGAUCCACAAGCAACUGGACCAUCCCAGAAUAGUCAAAUUGUAUGACUAUUUUUCCUUGGACACAGACACGUUCUGCACGGUUCUUGAGUUCUGCGAGGGGAACGAUCUGGACUUCUACCUGAAGCAGCACAAGCUGAUGUCUGAGAAGGAGGCGCGCUCCAUCAUCAUGCAGAUCGUCAACGCGCUCAAGUACCUCAACGAGAUCAAACCGCCCAUCAUCCACUAUGACCUUAAGCCAGGCAACAUACUGUUGGUGGAUGGGACAGCCUGUGGUGAGAUUAAGAUCACAGACUUUGGCCUGUCCAAGAUCAUGGAUGACGACAACUAUGGCGUGGAUGGGAUGGACCUCACUUCACAAGGGGCCGGAACUUACUGGUACCUGCCUCCAGAGUGCUUUGUCGUGGGAAAAGAACCUCCAAAGAUCUCCAAUAAAGUAGACGUUUGGUCUGUGGGAGUCAUAUUCUUCCAGUGUCUGUACGGCCGCAAGCCGUUUGGACACAACCAGUCUCAGCAGGACAUCCUUCAGGAGAACACCAUCCUCAAAGCCACUGAGGUGCAGUUCCCUGUCAAACCCGUCGCCAGCAACGAGGCCAAGGCGUUUAUCCGGCGCUGCCUGGCCUACAGGAAAGAGGACCGCUUUGACGUGCAGCAGCUGUGCAGUGACUCGUACCUGCUGCCUCACAUGCGGCGCUCCAAUUCGUCGGGCAACCUGCAAGCCCCGCCCUCUAGCCCAGCCUCCUCAGGCAUCAUCUCCUACUGAGCAACCACCGGAUUGGCUGAUCGACCUGACUGACACGUCAUCUGUCUAACCAUGCUCCUGCCCUGUCCCUGAGAUGUGAUGCGAUUUGAUGUCUGAUAGAGGGAGGGGAGGGGAGCUGGCCACUUGGCAGGAACUCAGAAAGGAUAACACUCUCACCCACUCGCGGUCACCUGACCAGCCAUGGCCGCUGUUGUUUUUGUUUUGUUUUUGUCAAGUUGCACUCUGUUGCUGGCUGUGGCGUGGGGGCGGAGAGCAGGAAUGAGCGUUUCUCAUGCUGAGGUGGACUUAGGAGAUCGCCCCUCACGUCAGCGGGUGUGGCGGUCACGUGUCGGCACGACUGGAAUGCUAUUGCCAUGGUUACAGCUGCCGUGGCAGCAGUGAGAAGCUUUAAUGCUGGGAUUCAGAGGCACUACCGCAUGCGGCUCCCUGACGAGGUGUGUGAGUGUGUGUGUCUUUGUACGCAUGAAAGACCUGCAAGUGUGCCAUCCCUAACUGCAGCGCACUGCAGAACACAACCUAACCAAAUGUGGGGUAUGGCACGCCUGUGCUCUCCAUGAAUGUGUGUGUGUGUUUGUGAGGAAGGGUGUCACAGUGAGUGUUGGUGCAGGACUGUUGAAAUUUGGAUCUCUCUUUUGUGUAAGUGACGAGUGUGUGUGUCAGCAGAAUUAAACAGUGCAGGACUAACACACCCAUAUUUUUUUCCUCUCUCUCUCUUGAAUUUUUUUAUUGUUCUUUCCAGAAAUGGUUUGAUGUUUUGCUGCUAUUUUAUGUUGCUUUUAAUUUGAAUUCAGAAGCUGUCCAAGCUUCAGGUACAAGCUGUACAGUUUGUUUAAAAAAAAAAAAAAAAAAAAAAUGUUCAAUUUAAUUAUUUCAAUUACUAGAUCACAGCAUGCAGAGGAAAACGCUGAAGUGUGUGUGUGUGGGGUGAGAGUAUGUCAGUGUAUUGUCCAUGUGUGUGUAUGUAGUAUUUUCCUUUUUUGUUUUUGGAUACGAGUUCUGAUUGAACAGCUGGUGGGCCGGACCCUGCCCCAGUAAUCGUGCCGCCACAGCUUCCACACACUCGGAUACGCUCUCUUCAUGCUCAUGUUGCUAGGCAGCCUUUGCCACCCCCUGCCACACACACACACACACACACACCCCAACCCCCCUUGCAGCUAGGACUGGAACCAAUGCAAAGGCUGCCUAAACAGCCAGCCACCACACCCCACCCCACAAACAUGUGGAAGGACAGAUGAAAGAAUGACAAGAUGACUGGAUGACCGAUACGUGAACGAGUGAGUGAAUGGAUGGAUGAAUGAGGCAAUGUAUGUGGGUGGACGAAAGGCUGAAGUGGGGAGAGCGGGAAAAAGGAUGAAUGAAUCAAUAAAUUGCUGAGUGGAUGUAUUUGUUUAAAGGGAUAACGUUCCAGUGGUGUUCCUGGUGAGAACGUGAGGGGUCUGCCUGUGUUCAUUUUUUUUCUCCUCCCCUCAUGAUUUUUGGUUUCAUGCUCUGGCAGAUUGCAGACCCCCCUGUGUUGUACCCCCGCUCCCGUUCAGAAACAGUUGGACUGUCUAAAAUGCUGCUGGAAUUGUAGAGAAUGUAGCCAAAAAACAGUAAUAAACGUCAAAAAAGGCUAAAACA